Molecule: messenger RNA, 1221 nt
Organism: Radiomyces spectabilis
Lineage: Eukaryota; Fungi; Mucoromycota; Mucoromycetes; Mucorales; Radiomycetaceae
Exons: 7
Coding region: 1-1221 (406 amino acids)
Biological process (GO): regulation of gene expression
Molecular function (GO): RNA polymerase II cis-regulatory region sequence-specific DNA binding; chromatin DNA binding; protein binding
Source: RefSeq, a predicted model, not a curated record
AUGAUGACGGAUUACGAUAAAGCGAUGAAUUGCUACGAAUCGGCCUUGCGACAUAAUCCUUACUCGGUCGUGGCUCUAUCGCAAAUCGCGUCCUUGUGCAGAGGACGAGAACAAUUCGGCAGGGCUGUCGAGUAUUUCAAGCGAAUACUCGCAAUACAGGAAAAUAACGGUGAGACCUGGGCUGCGCUAGGUCAUUGUUAUUUGAUGAUGGACAACCUUCAGGAAGCGUACCAUGCGUAUCAACAAGCCCUGUACCAUUUAUCCAACCCCAAGGAUCCCAAGCUUUGGUACGGUAUUGGUAUACUUUACGAUCGAUACGGCUCGUUGGAGCAUGCGGAAGAAGCGUUUUCGGCCGUGAUGAAGAUGGAUCCGAAAUUCGAAAAGGCCAACGAAAUUUAUUUCCGCUUAGGUAUCAUUUACAAACAACAACAGAAAUUCGAUCUCUCUUUGCAGUGUUUCCGUUAUAUUCUGCACUCUCCUCCCCGGCCAUUGACCGAAUCCGAUAUUUGGUUCCAAACUGGUCAUGUGUAUGAACAACAAAAAGAGUAUGAACUUGCAAAGGAAGCGUACGAACGUGUGCUUGCUGAAAACCCCGAACAUGCCAAAGUCUUGCAGCAAUUGGGAUGGCUUUAUCAUCAGCAAAACACUUCGUUUUGUAAUCAGUCGUUGGCUAUCCAGUACUUGACACGCUCUUUGAAAUCCGACAGCAACGACGCUCAGUCUUGGUAUCUUCUCGGUCGUUGUUACAUGACGGAACAGAAUUAUAACAAAGCGUACGAAGCGUACCAGCAAGCCGUGUAUCGUGAUGCCCGUAAUCCCACUUUCUGGUGCUCCAUUGGUGUUUUGUACUACCAAAUCAAUCAGUAUCGCGAUGCGCUUGAUGCUUACAGUCGCGCGAUACGAUUGAAUCCUUAUAUCAGUGAAGUGUGGUAUGACCUCGGAACAUUGUAUGAAUCAUGCAACAACCAAGUACAGGAUGCUUUGGAUGCUUAUCAACGCGCGGCCGAGCUGGAUCCUUCCAAUCCACACAUCAAACAACGAUUGGAAUUACUGCGUAAAUCGCAAGCCCAUUCUUCACAAGGUGCACCAGUUCCUCAAGAUGUGAGUAAUCCUAGUCAAUAUCAGAAUGCACCCAGUGCGCAGCCGCUCAACGGCGCACCUUAUGGUCAGGUAACCUGGAAUAAUAAUAGAAAAGGGUGUUUGCUCUGUAUGUCUGUCUAA